Molecule: messenger RNA, 903 nt
Organism: Rhizophagus irregularis DAOM 181602=DAOM 197198
Lineage: Eukaryota; Fungi; Glomeromycota; Glomeromycetes; Glomerales; Glomeraceae
Source: RefSeq, a predicted model, not a curated record
AUGUCUGUCAAAUUAGAUAACUACUACGAUUUAUCUCAAUAUGUUAUAAUCCUUACUGGUGCAACUGAUGGUAUCGGUAAAGAAAUGGCAAGACUUUUAUCCGGAUAUAAUCCAAAACGAUUGAUUUUAACAGCUCGUAAUAAAGUAAAAGGAAAUUCUUUAUUAGAAUAUAUUAAAAUUUCUAAUGGAAAUGCAAAAAAUGUUGAAAUUUGGGAAAUGGAUUUAGCAGAUUUAAAAAGUGUAAAAAAUUUUGCUAAUAAAUUUAUUAAAGAAUUUGGAGAAUUACAUAUGUUAUUAAAUAAUGCAGGUUACGUUGGUGGUACAGAAGUUGUUAAUACAAAAGAUGGAUUGGAACAACAAUUUCAGGUCAAUCAUUUAGCACCAUUUUUACUUACUUUAUUGUUAUUGGAUACGAUGAAAAAAUCCGUUUCGACCAAAUUACCUGGAAAAAUUGCAUUUACUAGUUCAGCAUUACAAUCCACGGGUGAAAUUGAUUUCGAUAAUUUAAAUCUUGAAAAAGGUGCUUACUGGAACCCUUUUAAAGCUUAUGCAAAUACUAAAUUGAUGAAUGUUAUCGUUGCCAAGGAAUUAAGUCGUAUAGUUCUAAACGAAAAUGUUAAAACAUAUUCGCUUCAUCCUGGUGUAAUUAAAUCAAAUAUAAGUAAUACAACAGAUUAUGUCUCAUAUUUUCUACUCUCGGUAAUGUUAUUCUUUGCAAGUCCAACUGAACAAGGUGCAAUCAAUACUCUUUAUCCUGUACUUUCCCCUAAAAAUAAAGAUACAGGAAAAUAUUAUCAUGAAGGUAUUGAAAGGGAACCAAUCGAAGUUGCAAAAGAUCGAGAAGUUACAAAGAAAUUAUGGAAUGUAUCUGAACAAUUAUUAAGAGAACGUGGAAUGAUUUAA